AUGGACGGCAGCCGGUGCGCGGCCCUGGCUCUGCUGCCGAUGAUGCUGCUGCUCGCUUGGUGCCUGGCCCCCGGCGGCGGAGCCGAGCGGCAGUUCCUCAACGAGUGGGCGGCGGAGAUCCCGGCGGGCCCCGACGCCGCCAAAGCCAUCGCGGAGGAGCUGGACUACGACCUCGUGGGUCAGAUUGGAUCACUCAAAAACCACUACCUGUUCAGGCACAGGAGCCAUCCCCGGCGGUCUCGGAGGAGUGCCCUUCACAUCACCAAGAGGCUGUCUGAUGACGAGAGGGUGUCCUGGGCAGAGCAGCAGUAUGAAAAGAAGAGGACCAAGCGUGGAACUGUGAGAGACUCUGCAGAGGAUCUGUUCAAUGAUCCCAUGUGGAACCAGCAGUGGUACCUGCAAGACACCAGGAUCACUCCAUCCCUGCCCAAGCUGGAUCUCCAUGUCAUUCCUGUAUGGCAGAAAGGGAUCACAGGCAGGGGAGUUGUCAUCACCGUGCUGGAUGAUGGCUUGGAGUGGAACCACACCGACAUCUAUGCCAACUAUGACCCAGAGGCAAGUUAUGAUUUCAAUGACAACGACCAUGACCCCUUUCCUAGAUAUGACCCAACAAAUGAAAACAAGCAUGGGACACGAUGUGCAGGAGAAAUUGCCAUGCAAGCCAACAACAGGAAAUGUGGAGUUGGAGUGGCCUACAAUUCCAGGGUUGGAGGCAUCCGAAUGCUGGACGGGAUCGUCACCGACGCCAUUGAAGCCAGCUCCAUCGGAUUCAACCCCGAGCAUGUGGACAUCUACAGUGCCAGCUGGGGACCCAAUGAUGAUGGCAAAACUGUGGAGGGACCUGGGAGGCUGGCACAAAAGGCUUUCGAGUAUGGCAUAAAGCAGGGGAGAAAGGGGAAAGGCUCCAUCUUCGUGUGGGCAUCGGGGAACGGCGGCCGCCAGGGUGACAACUGCGACUGCGACGGCUACACCGACAGCAUCUACACCAUCUCCAUCAGCAGUGCUUCCCAGCAGGGCCUGUCCCCCUGGUAUGCAGAGAAGUGCUCCUCCACCCUGGCCACAGCCUACAGCAGCGGGGAUUACACUGACCAGAGAAUUACAAGUGCUGACCUCCACAACGAGUGCACAGAGACUCACACUGGCACCUCCGCCUCCGCCCCACUGGCUGCAGGGAUCUUCGCCCUGGCGCUGGAGGCCAACCCAGAUCUUACCUGGAGGGAUAUGCAGCACCUGGUGGUGUGGACCUCAGAGUAUGAUCCUCUGGCUGGCAAUCCCGGCUGGAAGAAGAAUGGAGCAGGGCUGAUGGUCAACAGCAGGUUUGGCUUUGGGCUACUCAAUGCCAACGCGUUGGUGGACUUGGCUGACCCCAAAAGAUGGAAAGGAGUCCCAGGAAAGAGGGAGUGCAUUGUCAAGGACAAAAGCUUUGAACCCAGGUAA
Indicator indicator is the source of this 1437-nucleotide messenger RNA. RefSeq names its product neuroendocrine convertase 1. Lineage: Eukaryota; Metazoa; Chordata; Aves; Piciformes; Indicatoridae. Gene Ontology annotation, molecular function: serine-type endopeptidase activity. Gene Ontology annotation, biological process: protein processing. Gene Ontology annotation, cellular component: Golgi membrane; trans-Golgi network. The record is from RefSeq and is a predicted model, not a curated record. The coding region runs from base 1 to 1437 and encodes 478 amino acids. The transcript has 10 exons.